GGACUUCAGCAUUUGCAUGAAAACAAAACCAUCCAUCGUGAUAUUAAGGGAAAUAAUAUUCUUUUGACCACUGAAGGAGGAGUCAAGCUUGUGGAUUUUGGUGUGUCUGCUCAGCUGACCAGCACUCGUCUCCGUCGGAACACCUCCGUGGGCACCCCGUUCUGGAUGGCUCCAGAGGUGAUUGCCUGUGAGCAGCAGCUAGAUAGCUCCUAUGAUGCCAGAUGUGAUGCAUGGUCACUGGGUAUUACUGCAAUAGAGUUGGGAGAUGGAGAUCCACCCCUUGCUGAUUUGCACCCUAUGAGGGCACUCUUCAAAAUACCAAGGAAUCCUCCUCCAACACUGCAGCAGCCUGAACUGUGGUCACCGGAAUUCAAUGACUUCAUUAACAAGUGCUUGACUAAAGAUUAUGAGAAGCGUCCAACAGUAUCUACCCUUUUGCAGCAUGAUUUUAUUAAGCAAGUUGAAGGAAAAGAAAACGUGCUACAAAGGCAACUCAUGGAAUUUAUUGAUGUUCAUCAACAAAUGGGAGUCACUGAAAAGGCAAGAUUUGAACGUAUUCAUACAAAGAAAGGGAACUACACUAAGUCACUAGUUUCAAACCAGGAAGAAGUAGAUGAUCUAGCAACCUUGGAGGUACUAGAUGAGAAUACAGUAACAGAGCAGUUGCAGAAGGGUUACGCCAAGGAUCAGAUCUACACAUACGUUGGGGACAUUCUCAUUGCGGUCAAUCCAUUUCGGAACAUAGACAUUUAUUCUUCACAGCAUUCCAAACUGUAUAUUGGAGCCAAGCGGACUGCCAACCCUCCUCAUAUUUUUGCUGUUGCUGACAUAGGUUAUCAGUCCAUGGUGACUUACAACUCCGAUCAGUGCAUUGUUAUUUCUGGAGAAAGUGGAGCUGGCAAGACACAAAGUGCCUUUUUUUUGACUGUCCUGGGCAAGGCUAAUAACAGGACUCUACAGGAGAAGAUCCUCCAGGUGAAUAACCUCGUAGAAGCAUUUGGAAAUGCAGGCACUAUCAUCAAUGAUAACUCAAGCAGAUUUGGAAAAUAUUUGGAAAUGAAAUUCACUUGUGGUGGCACUGUAGUAGGAGCUCAAAUUUCAGAGUAUCUCCUUGAAAAAUCCAGAGUUGUCCACCAGGCUGUAGGAGAGAAAAAUUUCCAUAUUUUUUAUUAUAUUUAUGCUGGUCUGGCAGAAAAGAAAAAACUGGCGCACUAUAAACUGCCAGAAUAUAGACCUCCCAGAUACCUGCAAAACGAUCAUUUCAGAAUAGUGCAAGAUUUCAUGAAUAACAGCUUUUAUAAGUCUCAGUUUGAGUUAAUUGAACAAUGCUUCAAAGUUAUAGGUUUUACACUGGAGGAGCUUGGAAGUGUGUACAGUGUCCUGGCUGCCAUUUUAAAUGUCGGUAACAUCGACUUUUCUGCGGUGGUAUCUGAACAUAUGAUUGACAAGAGCAACAUUUCCAAUCCAGUAGCCCUUGAGAACUGUGCAUCCUUGCUGUGUAUUCAGGCAGAUGAACUGCAAGAGGCCCUCACCUCUCACUGUGUAGUGACUCGAGGAGAAACAAUUAUUCGUCCCAACACUGUGGAAAAAGCCACUGAUGUCAGAGAUGCCAUGGCCAAAGCACUGUAUGGGCGCCUCUUUAGCUGGAUAGUCAAUCGCAUCAACACUUUGCUCAAACCUGACAAACAUUUAAGUGGAAACGAUGAUGGUUUGAACAUUGGAAUUCUUGAUAUCUUUGGCUUUGAGAAUUUCAAAAAAAAUUCCUUUGAACAACUCUGUAUCAACAUUGCCAAUGAACAAAUUCAGUUCUACUUCAAUCAACAUGUCUUUGCCUGGGAACAG
Apaloderma vittatum (bar-tailed trogon) is the source of this 1842-nucleotide messenger RNA. RefSeq names its product myosin-IIIa-like. The record is from RefSeq and is a predicted model, not a curated record. Gene Ontology annotation, cellular component: myosin complex. Lineage: Eukaryota; Metazoa; Chordata; Aves; Trogoniformes; Trogonidae. Gene Ontology annotation, biological process: protein phosphorylation. Gene Ontology annotation, molecular function: cytoskeletal motor activity; protein kinase activity; ATP binding.